GGAAGGGGAAAAUUCAAAGAUGGAUGAACAUCAGCAAAGCUCUACUUAACAUCAAUGUACCUUGAGUCAUAUCAUACGAAUCGGUCUAUUUCCCAUGUAGUCAAGAACGCGAAAUGACGCUUACGGCGUUAGAAAAAAGUGGUAGGAUGGAAUGGGUAAAAAUUCUUAGGAGAUUAGUCGAAAGAAAGAAAAUUAAGAAGAACUUAGAGGAUACAAAGUGGGAAGAAUCAGAUAAAUUUGAACAAUAUUACAAGAAAUGGAAAGGUCUUAAUGAUAACUUAAUGAAAGUGCCAACACUUUAUGUAAAGUUGCCUUCUGAAGAAGAACCUUUGCUGUUGAAGCUAAGAGAGGAAUCUAGAGCUGUUUUUCUUCAAAGAAGAAGCAGAGAGCUAUUAGACAAUGAUGAAUUACAGAGGUUGUGGUUCCUGUUGGACCAGCACCAUACACCCCCAAUUGUGGGAGAGGAUCAAAUGAUCAACUAUGAAGACUUUCUCAAAGUGGGAGCAGAGGCAGGAUCCAAAUGCCAACAAUUUUUCAAAGCAGCAGUUUUCUGCAAGCUUCUGCAAGCUGAUCCAUAUGGGAGGAUAUCAAUCAUGCAAUUCUUUAACUAUGUUAUGAGGAAAGUGUGGCUGCACCAGACAAGGAUAGGGCUUUCUUUGUAUGAUGUCACUGGUCAAGGCUAUCUCAAAGAAUCUGACUUAGAAAAUUACAUUUUGGAGCUGAUACCAACUUUACCACAGCUCAAUGGCCUUGAGAAGUCGUUUUACUCCUUUUAUGUAUGCACAGCUGUAAGGAAAUUUUUCUUUUUCUUGGAUCCCAUGAGGACAGGAAGAAUAAAAAUACAAGAUAUAUUAGCUUGCAGCUUCCUGGAUGACCUUCUGGAGUUAAGAGAUGAAGAAUUGUCCAAAGAAAUGCAAGAGUCCAACUGGUUUUCUGCACCCUCAGCCCUCCGUGUUUAUGGGCAGUACCUCAACCUGGAUAAAGACCACAACGGCAUGCUGAGCAAAGAAGAACUUGCUAGGUAUGGUACAGGCACACUUACUGAUGUGUUUCUAGACAGAGUAUUCCAAGAAUGUUUAACAUAUGAAGGGGAAAUGGACUAUAAGACCUACCUGGACUUUGUUCUGGCAUUAGAAAACCGCCGAGAACCACAGGCAUUGCGCUACCUUUUUAGAAUCCUUGAUGUCCAACAUAGAGGCUCGCUCAAUGUAUUUUCUCUCAAUUACUUCUUCAGGGCAAUUCAAGAACAGAUGAAGCUGCAUGGCCAGGAACCAGUGUCAUUCCAUGAUGUUAAGGAUGAAAUCUUUGAUAUGGUCAAACCAAAGGAUGUUCUUAAAAUAACAUUACAAGAUCUGAUAAAAAGUGGGAAAGGUGAUACAGUGGCCAGCAUCCUCAUAGACCUGAAUGAUUUCUGGACCUAUGAAAAUAGGGAGUACCUUGUCCCAGACACGUCUGAGGAAUCUGAAAUAUGACCAGGAACCACCACUUAGGGGCCAUGUGCAAAUCAAGCCACUACACAUGCAACCACAUUGUGACACCAAGGCUGUGUGCUGAUAGAGGACAGGCAUUACUGGAGAUUCUUGUACAACACUGCCUGAAGACAUUCACAGUCACAAACUUAAUGUCUGUUUCCAUUUGUCAAAUUAUUGUAAGAUUUUGAAUAAUGCAUAAUGUUUGUUGCUGUCUAGAAGAGGAAGUAGGCAUGAAACUAAACAUAGACUAAUGCAUUUCAUUUCUUGCAAUAUGAAGGGUUUGUCAUUGAAACACUAUUUUUCGUGGAUUGAAUUUUGAGUUGAACUGCCUUGUUUGAUAUAAAUGUUGACAUUUGUUGUAUGUGAUAUUUAGAUGUAUGGAAGUUUCAAUUUAUGUAUGGCAAGUCACAAAUCAUUACCAUAGUGUAAUCAAUAUGCAUUUAUGUGUUGACAUUCAAAUAGAUGUAAAUAUAGAUUUAUUUCAUUCCAUUGAAUGUACAUUGACAAUGUGAUAGACAAACAGUGUAAAAGUGAAUUGGAUUUAUAAACACGAUUUUCAAGUUUUUAAAAUCUUCUUGUUACACUGUAGAACAUGAAAAAUAAGACCCGAUUAAUACAAGUGGAAUUGAAAAUUAAAAUAAACCGUGUAUAUGUAUUAGUCAAACAUGACAAAAUGACAAAGAAACGACAGUUUAGAGUAGACAAGAAAGUCCAGUGAUCUAUUGUUUGUUUCUUGGUUUCCAUGAUGGAAGUCUCUUCCAACAUCUACCAGCAGUUAUAGUUCUAAUUUGUUUAUUUUUGAUAAGCAGCUUGCUGUAUAACAAUGGCAGUGUUUGUUCUGUUGUACACAAUAUGAUAAAAAAACAACCUUACUAUAUAUCUUCCUUUCAUCAAUUUUGAAGCUGUGAUUUUGUAAAACAUUCAUGAAAAUUGAUAGAAAUUUGUUCAUACACAAUAAUUCAUUGUGUAAUUUUAAGUGAAAGAAAAGAUACUUAAAGUAUGCAUAACAUAUCUUGAUGGUAUAAUUUGGUGUUUUGAGGUAGGAUAUGCAGAUAGGUUUAUCUUUUUAUGAAAUAUCUAUAUCCAAGAGUUAAGCUGAAAACUGGUGCCUAUAUACACUGUAUAUGAAUGUAUUUCUGCACAAUGUUAAAUGAGAGGGGGAGGGGGGUUUGAGAGAGAUGUUUGACACUUUAACUUUAAUAUUGAUAGAUUUUUGUUCGCAUGUAAAUUAUGAAAAUACAUGUUAAGAACUAAAUAUAACAUUUCCAUCAGUUUUAUGUUAGGACAAGCAAUCUAACAUUUGUAUCUCCUAUGUUACAAUAUGUGGAGCAAAUUCCUCCCGAACUAUUUGCAGUUGAUGUCUACUUUCCAUUUUUCAGUUAAAAAUGGCAUAGCUCUAAAUAUUUUUGUUAUAUCAAGGUUUAGUGAAAUUCUGCAUAGCUCUUCAAUUGUCUUUAGAGAAUCAGAAGUAUGAUAGUUUUUGUAAAACCACCUGUUAGCUUGAGUGUCCUAGAUUGACUCGGUAGUAUUGGAGUUCUGUAUAUCUGUAAUGUAGAAUCAUGUAAGUCUGACUGAGGGACAAAAUAGAUAUAGAAAACUGGCAGCAUCAUAGACCAGUGCAAUGGCGGACAUCAGUUGUUUCAUACAUGCCAAAAUCUCAAUCAAAAUCAAAAUUGUAUGUUAAUGAAAUGUCCAUUAUGAUGAGAUAGAUGUGUAUUAAUGUAUGUAAAUUGCUUUGAUAUUGUACACAUGUAAUUUCUCAAACUCACUUUUCUUUUGUCAACAAGAACAUUAAUAUGAUACUUUAAGGUUGAUGCUAAAGCGAAUUUAUUUAUGAAUAAAUAUAAUAUAGGACAACAUCAAAGUAAUCUACAGUACAUGUACUAGACAAAGCUUCAUAAGCUUUGUACAGUAAUUGUGAAGCAGUGUAGUGUCGAGGUGACAUUAGUCAUGAUGUCGGGUCCAUCAGAUGUAGUGUAUGUAGCAUCAAAUGUUAGGAGUGCCAACAUAGCCUUGCAGGGGAGAGGUUCAACAAGUGUAAAAUUAUUAAAUUCAUCAUUUACAACAUUUUAUCUGUAAUGGUGCAAUUUGUAAAAAUUCAGGUUUGUUUUAAAAUAGUCAAAUAUGUCGGUGGUAUCUCGUUUUGUUUUGUUGGAUUCACGUCCGAGUAUUUACAGAUGAAAUCCAUUGGUGCAAGAUUUAUUGGCAUUUGGAAAGUGUAUAAGAGUUCUGCUUGCUUAUACAGUGGUAUUUCAAUGUUUGUAAGUUUUUUCCAUUGGUUCAGUAUUAUAAUUUUUUUUGUUAUAUAAUUUUUGUUUGUGUGUGUGAAAAGAAUGUAAUAUAUAAAUGCACAAGGCGAGUGUUUCUGCACUAUGUAACCAAAUAGAUGAUAUUCUUUUUGCUGUUUUAUGUUUUGUAUUGCCAUAGAUGCUGAUUUUGCCAACAUUAUACACAAAGGGUUAUUUUAAUAUGAUACUUUUACAGAUUUGGAGCAUUUUGUAAGAUAUUUCUACAUAUGUUGGAAACCGUAAUUUUUUUCGAGAAACAAGUUAAAUGUUUGCCAUCCUUAAAAUUGAGUAGGUAUAGAUAAGCAGGGUGGUGUAGCCUUACAUAUUAUUAUAGUAAUACAUACUUAUAUUUUAACUUUACGUAAAAAAAAAUUCACUUGUCAUUCCAUUAUUAUCAAGACAUUUUUCAGGUAACCAAUAUUGCAUGUAAUCUUGUGUUUCAAUAGUGUUACGACACUAUCGACAUGUAAUCUUGUGUUUCACCAGUGUUACGACACUAUCGACAUGUAAUCUUGUGUUACGACACUAUCGACAUGUAACCUUGUGUUUCACCAGUGUUACGACACUAUCGACAUGUAAUCUUGUGUUUCACCAGUGUUACGACACUGUCGACAUGUAAUCUUGUGUUUCACCAGUGUUACGACACUGUCGACAUGUAAUCUUGUGUUUCACCAGUGUUACGACACUAUCGACAUGUAAUCUUGUGUGUCACUAGUGAUAUGACCGUUAUCACUUCAUAAUCGGGCUUAUUGUCUUGAAUUUUCAAAUGUCAACCAGAUAUCAGAUAAAACUAGAUCACCAAGGUCUUGACUAAAUAACCCUUGAAAAGUAUCACAAAUUUGGUCUGAAAUUGCUCGUAAAAGAAAGAUGUGAAAUAUGUCCUUCCUGAACCUGCCAUUCCUAGUAUAGUUGGUAAAUACUGUUCUCACUGUUGGUUUUUCUAGUCAAAGAAAUGACUUUCAGCUUCAGUGGCUCUCUGUCCCGCUGCAUUGCUCUCUCCUUUUAGUCGGUACUAUUUUUUUGACUACUUCCAUGUACAUGUGAUAUUGUAUGUUUCUACAGAGAUCUUACCGUAACCUUAAGUGGAGACAAUAACAAAACCUUCGGGGUGUGAUGUGGUGCUUAUAUGGUCACUAAGAUACUAGCGUUUAUUGUGUGACGACUAACCUGUAUACUAAUAUUGUGAUCCGUCCAUGUCCUCCACCUCUAAGGACAAUGUUUUAUCUGUCUCCCGUAAUCUGUGAUUAUCAGUAGGUAUUAUGUUACGUGUUUUCUCACUAUGUAUGAUAUUGAUAUCUAAACGUAUUCUGGUUCCAGUUUCAUGAAUGCUCCUUAUCUAAUGAAUUAAGUUUGUCCAUAGGAACACAUACACGGGCAUUAUCAAUGUUUCUUUGGUAGUCUACUAUGAUUAGAAAUUCCAGUAUACUCGACUCCAUUAUAGUUAGAAAUUCCAGUAUACUCAACUCCACUAUAGUUAGAAAUUCUAGUAUACUCGACUCCACUAUAAUAAGAAAUUCCAGUAUACUCGACUCCACUAUAAUAAGAAAUUCCAGUAUACUCGACGCCAUUAUAAUUAGAAAUUCCAGUAUACUCGACUCCACUAUAGUUAGAAAUUCCAGUAUACUCGACUCCACUAUAGUUAGAAAUUCCAGUAUACUCGACUCCACUAUAGUUAGAAAUUCCAGUAUACUCGACUCCACUAUAGUUAGAAAUUCCAGUAUACUCGACUCCACUAUAGUUAGAAAUUCCAGUAUACUCUAAUCCACUAUAGUUAGAAAUUCCAGUAUACUCUAAUCCACUAUAGUUAGAAAUUCCAGUAUACUCGACUACACUAUAAUAAGAAAUUCCAGUAUACUCGACUCCACUUUAAUUAGAAAUUCCAGUAUACUCGACUCCACUUUAAUUAGAAAUUCCAGUAUACUCGACUACACUAUAAUAAGAAAUUCCAGUAUACUCGACUCCACUAUAGUUAGAAAUUCCAGUAUUCUCGACUCCACUAAAGUUAGAAAUUCCAGUAUAUACUUGACUCCACUUUAGUUAGAAAUUCCAGUAUACUCGACUCCAAAAGAAACAUUGUUACAUGACUGUGCAUAGGAAAGCAUCAUCAGAGCUAAGAAAAAAAUCUUUUCUAAACUUCUGAAGCGAUUUCCAAUUUAAGGAUUUGGGUAUAAAGAAAUGUUCUUAAAGCUGGUGUCUGAUCCCCAAUUUCUAUAUAAAUUGUAGUGUAGUUGUCAAUCUUCAUCACAUUAUAUUUACAAAUGCUCAACUUGUCUCAGCUUAUAAUGUAGUUGUCUGGAAUGUAUUUGUGAAUUGUAUACAGGCUUGUUUAUAAAACAAUACUGACAUUUGAUUUUCCUGUAGUGAUGUAUGUUGGCACUAUAUUUGGGUACUACCAUUAUGCAAAUAUGUGUCAUUCUAAAAGCUGAAUGUGAUAUUUAUACAUCGGCCAAAUAUACUUGUCACCAAAUUAGAAAUUCCCAGAAAGUCUGUGAUAACUAUGUAUUCAGCCUGUGACCGUGUUAAAAACUGCCAUUGUUAACACAGUCAGUCAGAGUUCAACAGUGUAUUGUGGAAGUUGUAUCUAUUAAAUGUAUAAAUGCUCAAAAUGGUCACCGGAGGAAAUGUGUAGCUUUUAGCUUCAGUAGAUAUCGGGGGGAAAAACAUGUCUGUAGCAGUUUUCUGCACUUUUUGUUCUCUGUGAAGAACUCUGUCAAUUUAAAAUGAAUUUUAGAUAGUGUUUGUUAUGUCAUUGGUUUGUAGAUGUAAGGUGAUUUCUUAAUGUCAAAGGAGUAGAAAUUUAAGUACCACAAUUAGCAGAGUUGAGAAUAGAUUUGUCAAACACAGUCAGAAUGAUAUACUGCUAGGACUGCUACUGUCUUGUAUCUCAACCGGGACCUACAGAUCAUCGUACUACUGUAACAAGCUCUCAACCGGGACCUACAGAUCAUCGUACUACUGUAACAAGCUCUCAACCGGGACCUACAGAUCAUCGUACUACUGGAACAAGCUCUCAACCGGGACCUACAGAUCAUCGUACUACUGUAACAAGCUCUCAACCGGGACCUACAGAUCAUCGUACUACUGUAACAAGCUCUCAACCGGGACCUACAGAUCAUCGUACUACUGUAACAAGCUCAUUCCUCCAGUGACUUGUGGGUACACUAGUUUGAGAUGUGUGAGGGUACUCCAGACUUUUCCUCUUGUAGUGUCGGAGGUAUUUACUUGAUAAGAUGAUGGGGUAUUGUCUGUAAACACCACGUGAUUGUAUGUAAAUAAAGAGAACAACAGA
Molecule: messenger RNA, 7049 nt
Organism: Pecten maximus
Lineage: Eukaryota; Metazoa; Mollusca; Bivalvia; Pectinida; Pectinidae
Product: serine/threonine-protein phosphatase 2A regulatory subunit B'' subunit gamma-like
Exons: 13
Coding region: 114-1472 (452 amino acids)
Biological process (GO): T cell homeostasis; regulation of dephosphorylation; microtubule cytoskeleton organization
Cellular component (GO): spindle; centrosome
Source: RefSeq, a predicted model, not a curated record